Dunckerocampus dactyliophorus (ringed pipefish) is the source of this 3031-nucleotide messenger RNA. It is a transcript of the gene efhc2, whose product is annotated as EF-hand domain (C-terminal) containing 2. Gene Ontology annotation, molecular function: calcium ion binding. Lineage: Eukaryota; Metazoa; Chordata; Actinopteri; Syngnathiformes; Syngnathidae. The record is from RefSeq and is a predicted model, not a curated record. The coding region runs from base 102 to 2375 and encodes 757 amino acids. Gene Ontology annotation, cellular component: microtubule. Gene Ontology annotation, biological process: regulation of neuron projection development. The transcript has 15 exons.
UUCUAUUUGAAGCUAAUCUGUCAACGUAUCCAUGGUUACAAACAACACAGCUGAUGGGCCCGUACGUGAGACAGAACUGCGUUUGAUGAAGUAAAAUCGUCAUGGCGUUACCAUUUCUACCUGGAAAUUGUCACAGUAAACAGCUGCUGAAGGACAAAUUCCACAAAUCCCAACAUUUUGACUACUCCAGCGACCUUCCGCUCCUCACAGGGAUGGAGAAGCCAGGCAUCGGAGGCGAGCUGUUGCUGGGGCAGAAACUCAAAUCCAAACAUUCUGUUUAUCCCAGAGGAGCAACCGGUGGCUUGCCGUCAUGGGUCGCUUUUGACAAACAGGCGCUGUGUUUUGAGGCGUACUUCCAGGAAGAGGUGCCAGAAGCUCCCAAUGAGACCUACAGGAUCCGCAAGUGUAAGAUCUACUUCUACCUCGAGGAUGAUACCAUGCAAGUAGUGGAGCCAGAGUACAAAAACAGUGGAAUCCCUCAAGGAACUCUUAUUCGUCGCCAACGUAUCCCGCUGCCUCCGCCCAGGGAGGACCAGUGUUACAACGUGUUUCACUUUAACCUCAACCAGAAGAUGGUGCUGUUCUCUCACGCGUUCACCAUCACGAACUGUGACCAGUUCACAAGGAAUUUCCUCACCAAAUGUGGUGUCAUUCUAAAUGACCCUGUCUCUGUGCCUGACGACCCAUACCGCAGCCUGAGGGACAAGAUUGAGAAAAGCAUGAGUCCCCUCCGGCCUUACGAGAGGCGAGACACUCUGAAACAGUUCCUGGACCACGACCGUGAAGUCCUCCGUUUCUUCUGCUUCUGGGAUGACACCAAGACCAUGUUCGGAGAGCUGCGAGAGCUUGUGCUGCACUACUUCCUGGCUGAUGACACGAUAGCGAUCAAUGAGGUCAUCCCCCCAAAUUCUGGGAGAGUCACAGUGUCGAAAUUCCUCAGUCGGAGCAAACUACCUAAGCAUGUUUCAAACCAAUUGGCUCUUCCUGGAGAGAUGACAAACCGCACCGUGCUCAACGUGCUGGCCUCCACCAGACAAGGAGAUCGCUACAUGCUGGAUAGUCUCAAAGUAGGACUCCAAGGAAUAACAGGAGCCAUCCAGGAGGAGUUCUAUAAGGACUUUGAUCUGACGGUAGGCAGCGAGCUGAACGUGUGGGGCAGGAAAGUGAUUAUCGCAGACUGUGACGACUUUACCAAAGACUACUACCGCUCCAAAUAUGGCAUAGAGGACUUUACCCCAGUGCAGUACAAAGCUGAUGUUGCCCCCAAACCGCCAAGGCCUGUACCUCCUUAUAACGGCUUUGGCUCAGAGGAGGACUCACUAAGCUCUUGCCAGCGCCUGCUGCCCAAACCCCCACAGAAAGAUCUCCACAAAUUCAUGGCGUAUGACAGACGUGGACUUGAGAGCAAUGUGCUGAAGUUCUACGCCAAGAUGGUGACCACCAGUCAAGUGGACAGCGACAGGGAGUUCAUCAUUUCCUUCUACCUGAGCGACGACUCCAUCAGCGUGUUUGAGCGCUCUCAGAAGAACUCAGGUGUACUCGGUGGCAUGUUCCUGGCGAGGGGUCGUGUAAAGAAACCUGGACAGGAGUUGUUUAAGAGCGAGCUCUCAGAGUACUUCACAGCCCGUGAUCUGUACGUGGGAGCUACUCUCUGCCUCAACAACAGGCUGUUCCAACUCCUGGAUGCUGAUGAGUACACCUUCAACUACUUGGAGCAACACGCUGGGCAGUUCCCCAAGGCAGAUAUUGGCAUCAUCCUGGGUAAAGUACGGUCAAUUCAAGAGGAGAAGCAGCGGGAGAUCCGUAACUUUUUGUCUCUCAGUGACCCUGCCAACACCGGCUUUGUUACCUUUGAGUCCUUCAGGGGCCUACUGGUGGGUAUGGAGUGCGGCCUGAGCGAGCAUGAGGUUCUGGUGCUUUGCCGAGCUUUCGUCGAGCGCAAGCAGUCUGAUGUGGAUGUGGGCCUGAUGUUGGCUGUUGCCCAGGACUUUCUCAAGAAGAAGAAUUUUGACCAGCUGCCCGACAUGUCCCGAGUGUUUGAAUACAACGACCCAAACAAAACGGGCCGCAUCUCCGUCAAAGAGGCGACGACCAUCUGCAAGACCUUCCAGCUCCCCGUGUCUGACAACCUGCUUACAUGUCUGCUCCACAAGUUUGCAGACGGGGACCAGAUUGACUACAACGCCUUUCUGGCUGGCAUCAACUGGCUGGAGCAUCCCGCUCCCCCAGUGAUGCCUGAUGACACCUUGAAGUUUGACGUCAAUGUGCGGCAUGAUGCCAGCGGAGUGAAAAACAUCCACUACUCCUCCCUGCUGCAGGCCGCGUUCCACAGCGCCUCCAACACGGCUGACCCAAAGAGCACCGCAUUAGCAUAGAUGAGUGCAACAUGCGACACAAGCACCCAGACACUAGCACGCUCCACUUCAGUGCAAUCUGUGCACUUUUGGGGCUCUGACAGCACACAGCGAGGCUUUAAAACAGAAUCACAUUUCAGGUCAAGGCGAGUCGGGCUCGCACACAUAAUGACUACAGCUAUCACGCUGCAGAUUCCAGAAUUGCACGCAAUUUAUACGAGAGAAAAUUGGCUAAAGCGGAAAAAACAGAUGAUCAUGGCUGUUAGCUACCAGCUGUGGAAACAACAGGUACAGAUGAGCUCUCACGUUCAAUCCAAAAGCCAGAGUGAGACAUUUUUUUUUCUAUUAUCAGGGCUGAAUCUCAUAAAAGAGAGAGUUGUGAAAGCAUUUCAUGAAUUAGUUGUCAUUUAUCUGGGUUUCUUGUUGUGGAGAGUGGAUAUGCAAUCAGUAAUUAUUAGGCUAUGCAUUUCAUUUUUGUAGUACAUUAUGAUUUACUUAAAACAGGGGUGUCCAAAAUACUACCAGGGGGCCAUAGAUGACCCAUGAUUUGUUUUUUUAUUGGCCCACGGCUCAUUUUGGAAAUAAAAUUUAAAGAAAAAAAAAUGUGAAAAUGGGAUAAUUACAGCAAAAAGAUGAAAAAGCGGACAUGUUGAUACUAGUCACUAAUAAUAACACAA